Molecule: messenger RNA, 1206 nt
Organism: Mytilinidion resinicola
Lineage: Eukaryota; Fungi; Ascomycota; Dothideomycetes; Mytilinidiales; Mytilinidiaceae
Exons: 2
Coding region: 433-1206 (257 amino acids)
Source: RefSeq, a predicted model, not a curated record
AGCUUGCAUACCGAGCACUGAGUAUCUGUAAUCGACCUCCUUUCUAUAGUCUAGUCUCUCAAUCUAAAAAGUCAUAUAAUCUAUCCAGUUUCAGCGUCCAGCGUUCUUUCUAAGAUUUUGAGGUAUUCUAUUCGAAGCUAAAUGAGCCUCACAUACCCUAUCCUAUACAUCAUUCACUUCUUUACCCAAACGUUCCUUUUUAUAAAACACCUCUUUGAUCGCAUCACCGCCUUCGUCAAAUCCAUUUGGAAAUCCCGCGAACUUUCACAGCCGCCUACCCCUCAACCAAAAUCUCCUCCACCGCCACAGCCUCCUUCCAAAUCUCCUGUCCGAGAGCUCAGGGCCAGGAAGCCUCAUUCCCAGCCCUCUGCCCGAGAAUUCAAGAUCAGAAAUCUUGACGGGUCGAAAGAGGUGUUUCGGACGCACUAGAAAAUGCCACUCAACCCCUCCAACCCCACAAUCACCCGCCCUCCCCCAAACGCGGUGGUCUACGACCUCUCCUCUCCCACUCAAACCACCAUAACCCUCCCCCCCAACUCAACCUGGACCAGCGGCCUCCACUACCACACCACCCACACCGAAUACCUCCGCCUCCUGCACGGCUCCAUCUCGCUGCGCCUCGGCACCGCCACCACGAUCCUAACCGCACCCCCCGACGGCACGGGCAUCGAAGUGACCGUCCCGCGGGGCGUGCGGCACGAAUGGCGCCGCGCCGACUCCCCCGCCGUUAAGCAAGUGGACGGCGACGGCGACGUCGUUGUAGUCGAGCGAACCGACCCGGCCGACGGCGCGAAGAGCGUGUUUUUCUGGAACCUGAAUGGCGCGAUCCUGGAUGGCGGGAGGGGGAGGGGGUGGUGGGGGGCGGCGUGGUUGACGAUGGAGCUGCUGAUCGUCUUCCGGGCGUUGGACAACUGGCCCGUCUUUGUCGACCUGGGGGCGUUUGGGGGCGUCGGGCGCGCGUUGGAAGCGUGUGUCGCGCAUGGCGUGCUGGGCGCAGCGGGGGCAGCGGGGUGGCUAGCGGGGAUCCAGGCGGUGCGGAGGGAGCGGAUGCCUGGGGCGUUGUGGGAGGGGUGGGUGGGUGGGUGGGUGGGUCGAGAGUCAGAGCCAGAGCCAGAGCCAGAGCCAGAGAGUUCGGGGGGGGGGGGGGAAGAAAACCCUCUUGAUCGGAAAAUAGGCACGGUUCGUUGUAUCACUUCGGCCGUUUGA